AUGGCGGACUCGGUCUGUUGCGAUCCUUUAGCGAGCGAGAGGUGGCGAGAUAUUCGCCGUCUCACAGACAGGCCCUCAGAGUUCGCCAUGCCAUGGUUUGAAGCUGGUUCUGAGCUCGCACUUCUUAAAUUCUUAUUUUCUGCACGUGGUUGGAGUGCACUUAAUCACUUAAGUUUUUACGUAUUUUGGGCGCUUUCUGGUUUUCAAAACCUGGACGUUAUUGAUAUGGACACCAUCGAUGUCACGAAUCUCAACAGACAGUUCCUUUUUAGAGUGGGAGACGUUGGGAAGUCAAAGGCUGAAGUAGCAGCUGCCUUUGUUCAGAGUAGAGUAUCAGGCUGCAGAGUUGCUGCUCAUAACUGCCGAAUUGAGGACAAGCCACCAUCCUUCUACCGUCAGUUUUCCCUAGUUAUUUGCGGUCUUGAUUCAGUAUCGGCACGAAGGUGGAUUAAUGGCAUGCUUUGCGAUCUGGUGGUAAUGGAAGAUGGGAAAGUGGUCACAACCACAGUCAUACCACUCAUCGAUGGUGGAACUGAAGGAUUUAAGGGCAAUGCAAGGGUUAUCUAUCCGAAAAUGUCAGCGUGCAUUGACUGUACGCUGGAUUUGUUUCCACCGCAGGUGAACUUUCCUCUCUGUACUAUAGCGCACACACCAAGGCUACCGGAACAUUGUGUAGAAUAUGUGAAGGUAAUUCAGUGGGGCGAAGAGAAGCCGUUUAAUGCCGCCGUUCUAGACGUUGAUGAUCCUGCUCAUGUCGAAUGGAUCUUGGAGAAAGCCCUUGUACGAGCAAAAAAAUAUGGUAUCAAAGGUGUGGACCGUCGUUUAACUCAAGGCGUAUUGAAGCGAAUCAUCCCAGCGGUAGCCUCUACGAAUGCAGUGAUAGCUGCCGCAUGUGCUCUGGAAGCAGUCAAACUAGCCACAAAGUAUUGCGAGGCUGAUAGAAAAUAUUUCAGUGUUGCUAAGCCAAUCGAUAACUAUCUCAAUUUUACGGAUAUCGAAGGAGUGUAUUGUGGAGUGGUGAAGAUACAGCGGAAUCCCGAGUGUCAAACCUGCAGUACUGAUUACGUGCGUGUGCAGUGUCAGUACAACGACACACUUCAAGAUCUCGUUGACAAGCUUACCGAUAGAUAUCAAUUGAAGAAUCCUACUCUUGAGACGGCGAAGGAGAAGCUCUACAUGAUCAACGAGCUAAUACCUGAUCUCAGAGAAAAGAGCAUUGUGAAUCUCAAACAUCUACUCAGAGAAUUGCUAUCUCCAGAUGAAGAACUGCUCGUUGCCGAUGAGGUUCUACCGAAACCACUGCUGAUUAGGGUGGUUUAUACGGUGUAG
Angiostrongylus costaricensis is the source of this 1329-nucleotide messenger RNA. The record is from the annotation of a GenBank genome assembly. NCBI's taxonomy places the organism in Eukaryota, Metazoa, Nematoda, Chromadorea, Rhabditida, Metastrongylidae.